Messenger RNA from Drosophila willistoni, 1470 nucleotides. RefSeq names its product vitellogenin-2 (gene Yp2). NCBI's taxonomy places the organism in Eukaryota, Metazoa, Arthropoda, Insecta, Diptera, Drosophilidae. The record is from RefSeq and is a predicted model, not a curated record. The coding region runs from base 40 to 1341 and encodes 433 amino acids. The transcript has 2 exons. Gene Ontology annotation, molecular function: lipase activity.
AUGCAGUUAAGCUUGGUUUGGUGAUACGGCAACAACAAGAUGAAUCCUCUGCGCCUCCUUUGUGUGAUGUCCUGCCUGGUGGCAGCGACUUUGGCCACACCCAGUGUGGGUCGUCGCUCCAACUCGCUAACCGAUGUCGAGAAUCCCAGCAACUGGGUUAGCCAAAACGAAAUCGAUGAGUUGCCCAGCCUCAAUGAGGUGACAUUGCGCCGUCUGCAGCAGAUGAACACUGAAGAGGGUGCCAAUCUGCUGGACAAGCUGUACCAUCUAUCCCAGUUUAACCGCAUCUUCAAGCCCGACUACAGCCCAGAGCCCAGCCAGAUUAAGGGUUACAUUGUCGGCGAACGUGGACAAAAGAUUGAAUUCAACAUGGACAACUUUGUGCAGACUGUGAAGCGUCAGGAGAACUUUGGCGACGAUGAAGUGACCAUCUACAUUGAGGGUCUGCCCCAGAGCUGGAACGAUGAAAAGAAAACCACCCGCACUCUCGUCCAGGCCUAUCAGCAGCGCUACAACCUCCAGCCCUACCCCAACCAGCAGGAGAGCAACGAAGACCGCACCAGCAGUGAGGAGCAGCAAAACCAGAACCGCCGCAAGCAAAACCAACAGAAGGACGACACCAAGACCGGCGAUCUGAUCGUUAUCAACCUUGGCAAUUCCAUUGAGGACUUUGAGCAAUACGCCAAAUUGAAUGUGGAGCGCAUCGGUGAGAUGCUCGGCAACCGUCUGGUGGAACUGACCAAUACCGUGAAUGUGCCCCAGGAGGUGAUCCAUCUGAUUGGUCAAGGAGCUGCUGCCCAUGUUGCCGGUGUUGCUGGUCGUCAAUUCACCCGCCAAACUGGACACAAGCUGCGCCGCAUCACCGGUCUGGACCCCGCCAAGCUGUACGGCAAGCCAGAGAACAAGUUGAGCGGUUUGGCUCGCGGUGAUGCCGACUUCGUUGAUGCCAUCCACACCUCGGCCUAUGGCAUGGGUACUCAGGAGCGUUUGGGCGAUGUUGACUUCUAUCCCAAUGGCCCAUCUGUUGGUGUUCCCGGUGCCGAUAAUGUUGUCGAGGCUAGCCUGCGUGCCACCCGCUACUUUGCCGAAUCUGUUCGUCCUGGUAAUGAGCGUAACUUCCCUGCCGUUGCUGCCAGCUCCUACAAGGAGUACAAACAGAACAAGGGCUAUGGCAAGCGUGCCUACAUGGGCAUUGCCACCAGCUACGACAUCGAAGGCGAUUACAUCCUCCAAGUGAACUCUAAGAGCCCCUUCGGUCGCAACACUCCUGCCCAGCCCCAAAUUGGCUUCCAUGCCGUGCACGAGGCCUGGAGACAGUCGCCCCAACAGCAGCGCCAGUAAAGCAGCAGCAUUACCCUCCCUCCCCCCCACAUUACCCCGAUCAAAACGAACAUUUUCCUUUCUCAACACACACGAAUGCCUAGGUUAAGCUAAGUUUUUUGUCCAAAUAAAUAUUUGCAUUUUGUGAAA